AUGUCUUCCACCGGGGGAGGAUGGGCGCAACUACGCCAGCAAGCGCGCACGCUGGAACAGCAAACCGAGACACUGUUCCACACAUAUUCACAAUUCGGCUCGACACCAAACAUUCCAGCGAAACCCUCAGAGGAGGAGUUGCGGGUAGAAACUAGGCUGCAAGAAAUCCUUGAGCAGCGGGACGCGCUUGUGGCUCAGCUAUCACGACUACUCGACUCCGAAUCCACCCAUGGCUCUUCCGCCGUCAAGCAAAACAACCUUGCCAGACAUCGCGAAGUGCUCUCAGAUCACCGCCGCGAACUCGCUCGUCUCAAGUCCUCUUUGAACGACGCCCGAAACCGAGCCAACCUGCUUUCGAACGUACGAUCAGACAUCGACGCCUAUCGUUCAGCCAACCAAGCCGAAGCUGACUACAUGCUUGACGAACGGAACCGCAUCGACAACUCACACAACAUGGCCGAUUCAGUUCUUAGCCAAGCAUAUGCAGUACAAGAGAACUUUGCUAUACAGAGGGAUACGCUGGCGAACAUCAACCGGAGAAUAGUGGGUGCUGCAAGCCAGGUGCCCGGAAUCAACAGUUUGAUGGGAAGGAUUGGGUCCAAGAAACGAAGAGACGGCAUCAUACUGGCGAGCUUCAUCGCUUUCUGCUUCCUAAUGCUCUUAUGGUUCAGGUGA
This is a messenger RNA of Bipolaris sorokiniana ND90Pr, 675 nucleotides long. RefSeq lists its product as uncharacterized. NCBI's taxonomy places the organism in Eukaryota, Fungi, Ascomycota, Dothideomycetes, Pleosporales, Pleosporaceae. Gene Ontology annotation, cellular component: Golgi medial cisterna; cis-Golgi network; Golgi membrane. The transcript has 2 exons. The coding region runs from base 1 to 675 and encodes 224 amino acids. Gene Ontology annotation, biological process: vesicle fusion; endoplasmic reticulum to Golgi vesicle-mediated transport. Gene Ontology annotation, molecular function: SNAP receptor activity. The record is from RefSeq and is a predicted model, not a curated record.